Molecule: messenger RNA, 981 nt
Organism: Miscanthus lutarioriparius
Lineage: Eukaryota; Viridiplantae; Streptophyta; Magnoliopsida; Poales; Poaceae
Source: the annotation of a GenBank genome assembly
AUGGGCAACCUCGGGAGCAGAAGCGACGCUUCUCGUCCACCGCCACCGCCACCGCCACCGCCACCGCCAACGCCGCCUGGUCUCCAGGCCCAUCUACAAGGGGUGCGCCCCACGUACUACCACCACUACCCCGGAUGGCCCCCGGGCGCCGCUAUGCCGCCGCCUCUAGGGGUGCCAGCGCAGGUGGAGCGGCACAGGGCCGUAGCGGUGCACGCCGGCGUCAAUAUCAAGGGGGACUCCCUGCGGCUAGAACACGAUGAUGACGACCGUGGCCUCCUCCUCGCCUUCUCCUUCGACGCGGACGCCCCUGGAUGCAUAACUGUUUACUACUUUGCACAAGAAGAUGAAGAGCUUAUCUUGAAGGCUACAAAGGAAAACUUACUCAAACCUGUGACAGCAGAUUUCAACAAAGGUCAUAAUCAGGAGUUCAAGCAACCAUAUGGAACCGGAAUCGAUGUCUCUCAGUCUGAGGAAUCUGAGCUGACAAAGAUUGGUGAAGGUGGUGUAUUCCCUGUUGCAUUCAAAGUGGACGUGGCUGUGCCAAACAACCAAGAAUUAGAAGCGGAAGGGGCACUUGAGCAUGAGGCAUCAAAUUGCCUGGUUAAAUUUGCUGUGCUUGUGAGGAAAGACAAUGCUGAAUAUGGUGUUCGUAUUAUGCAGCAGAUCUUGUGGGUCAAUGGUACUAGAUAUGUUUUGCAGGAGAUAUAUGGUAUUGGCAACACAGCUGAUGGGAACAAUCUUGAGGAUGAAUCUGGGAAAGAAUGUGUGAUUUGCCUCUCAGAACCAAGAGAUACAACUGUUCUUCCUUGCAGGCAUAUGUGUCUCUGCCGGGAGUGUGCUCAACUUCUAAGACUGCAGAGCAACAAAUGUCCCAUAUGCAGGCAACCUGUUGGGGGCCUUCUUGAGAUCGAGGUUGAUACAAAAUCUGUUAAUCAAAAUGAGCUCAGUAGUGAAGAUACCAUGAAGAGAGUCUCCGUUUAA